Messenger RNA from Purpureocillium lilacinum, 531 nucleotides. The record is from RefSeq and is a predicted model, not a curated record. NCBI's taxonomy places the organism in Eukaryota, Fungi, Ascomycota, Sordariomycetes, Hypocreales, Ophiocordycipitaceae.
AUGGCCGCAACACACCAGGGGGCAGCAGCAGUGUACCUCGCGCCGCAGCGCCCCCCAUCCAACUCCUCACGACCGUACAUCUUCCUCGCCGGCACGACGACGCAGGCCACCAGGACCCCAGGCGACGACGACUGGCGCCAGCGCCUCAUCGCCACCACGCUACGCCGCCACCCCGUCACCGUGCUGAACCCGCACCGCGCAGACUGGGACGCAACCUGGCGCGAGGACUACGCGGACGCGCGCUGGGCCGAGCAGGUGGAGUGGGAGCUCGACAUGCAGGAACGGGCGGACCUCGUGGUCGUCUACCUCGGCCCCGCGACGGAUGCGCCCGUGAGCUUGCUGGAGCUGGGGCUGGCGGCGGGGGGCGGCAAGAGGGUCGUCGUCUGCGCGGAUGGGGCGUACCGCAAGAGGGGCAAUGUCGAGGCCGUGUGUAGGAGGUACCGUGAUGGGCUUGUCGUGCUGGUGGCAACGGAGGGGGAGCUGGGCGUGGCUGUGGAGGCGGCUGUGGAGGAGAUGACGAUGAUGACUUGA